Nothobranchius furzeri (turquoise killifish) is the source of this 2743-nucleotide messenger RNA. RefSeq names its product solute carrier family 16 member 10 (gene slc16a10). Lineage: Eukaryota; Metazoa; Chordata; Actinopteri; Cyprinodontiformes; Nothobranchiidae. Gene Ontology annotation, molecular function: monocarboxylic acid transmembrane transporter activity. Gene Ontology annotation, biological process: transmembrane transport. Gene Ontology annotation, cellular component: membrane. The record is from RefSeq and is a predicted model, not a curated record.
AGACGGCCCAGCAGCUUCACAGAUGAUACGGAACCACCAGGAGAACCCAGACUUGUCUGAAACUCUGAAACUUCAAUGAUGACCGAGGACAAGAGUGGGCCAGGAGGACCUGAGGAUCUGUCCCCAGACCCCUCCUGCGAGGACAGGACCACGGAGGAGGACAAGCAGCAGAACGGGGAGCUCCCUGUGAAAGCGGCUCCGCCGGAGGAGUUCGUGCACCCCGAGGGCGGCUGGGGCUGGGUGGUCAUGCUGGCCUCCAUGUGGUGUAACGGUUCGGUGUUCGGGAUCCAGAACUCCUUCGGGUUGAUCUUCCAGUGCCUGCUCCGGGAGUUCGGCUCCGAGGACGACCCGGACCUGCGCUUCAAGACGUCGUGGGUGGGCUCUCUCUCCAUGGGGAUGAUCUUCUUCUGCUCCCCCAUCGUCAGCAUCUUCACCGACAUCCUGGGCUGCAGAGUGACAGCUGUGGGGGGGGCAGCUGUGGGCCUUGUUGGCCUGCUGGCCAGCUCCUUUGUUAAGUCCCUUGGAGUCAUGUAUUUUACCUAUGGGAUAGUGUUUUCCUGUGGAUGCUCCUUUGCAUACCAGCCCAGCCUGGUUAUCUUGGGUCACUAUUUUAAGAAGCGCCUGGGUCUGGUGAAUGGCAUAGUGACGGCUGGCAGCAGCAUCUUCACCAUCACCCUGCCUUACAUCCUCUCAGGUCUGCUCAAGAAAAUUGGCUUGCAGCACACCCUGCGUGUCCUCUGCAUCCUCAUGUUCAUUCUAGUUCUGGCUGGCUUCACCUACAAGCCCCUGCUGCCCAUCAAACCCACCAGUUCCCGAGAUGGAAAGUUACGCAUGAGUCGGAUCUUCAACAGGAACAUCUGGAAGUCAGUGGGAUAUCGGAUCUGGGCUUUUGGUAUUCCUGCUGCACUUUAUGGAUACUUUGUGCCAUACGUUCAUCUGAUGCAACACGUGGAAGAACGUUUUGGAAAAGACAGCAAUAAGGAGGUUCUGCUCACGUGCAUUGGCAUCACUUCCUGUUUGGGCCGAUUCAUAUUUGGCAGUGUGGCGGAUUUUGUGAAAGGAGUCAACAAAGUGUUCCUACAGGUGGCUUCCUUUUUUGUUAUCGGCUUCAUGUCCACCAUGAUCCCCGUGUGCCAGAUGUUUGGAGGGCUGAUCGCUGUGUGCCUGCUGAUGGGACUCUUCGACGGCUGCUUCAUCUGCAUUAUGGCCCCCAUCGCCUUUGAGCUGGUUGGGGCCAACGACGUGUCCCAGGCCAUCGGCUUUCUGCUUGGCCUGAUGUCUGUGCCGAUGGUGGUCGGCCCCCCGAUAGCAGGUUUUCUGAGGGACAAGCUGGGGAGCUAUGAUCUGGCAUUCUACCUGGCGGGUAUCCCUCCCGUAUUCGGAGGCAUCCUGUUGUGCCUCAUCCCCUGGGUGGAGGCCAGACGACGGAGAAAGGAGGUGACUCUUGGCAAGGAGCAAGGUGUUGAUCAAAAGAUGAUAGGGAAUGAAAAGGAUCAGGAAGAGGCCAGAACCAAAGUGGGUCAUUCAGUCCUUUAAGUGUCCCCAUCCCACACAGACUGAAGAGGCGGUGUUAAGUCAGACUGGGCCCAGCUGACCAGGUGUCACAUAUUUAUGUGUUUUUAGCCAAAGUUGUGCGUGAGUACAAUUCAACAAUCCAAAGCAAGGAAACUUGAUAAAGUCAAUUUUUUAAUGAAUGUGAUCCAAAAAGAGUAGAUUAGAGCGGGCUGGUAGACUGGACCUGAACAGGAAUCCUGCCCAGCAGGUCUGGAGUCUCACAGCCAUCUUGUUUUUAUGUCUGAGCCAAAGACGAGCCAUCAGCAGUCAUCCAACCUGUGAAGCUUUGCUCUCUGCUGUGGUUCAUCCCCUUGUGCUGUUAGUGGAUUCCAAAGGGACGCUUAGUAGCCGUGGCUUUAGAGAAGGAACCAUCUGGUCUCCAAACUGAAAGGACCAGAGUAUCUAAAGGCUUAGGGAAGAAUCACUUCCUAUCAGGCUCCAGGUAGGUACACAAAAACUGGUUUUAAACCACUUCCUGUCUGUUGGUUAGGUGGUGGUCCCUUCAACACAGCAGCCAUCCCAUCUGCAGCUUAGCUGAGGGAAAGACUACCUCUGAGAGGGACCACUUGACUUUGCACAAGGAUUAUCACUCGUUUACCUGCAGUGUGUAAACCAACGAGUGUAGCUGUCCUUUCCCCACUCAGGUGUGAGGAACUUCUCCGUGUUUACUUGAGCAGGGAUUUAGUGUUGUGACCUGUCUGGUGCUUUCCAGGUGGGAUUAGCUUUUUCUUCACCAAAGCUUCUUGAAGCAGUCCGUGCCACCUAAGGGAAGACUUUCUAUAGAGAAGUUAUGUUUAGCACUAACAACAACAAUAAAUUGUGAUUUAGACCAAAGCCCUGGUGCCUUUCUGAGUUCAUGAAAUGUUCAGAAUGUUUUGUACCAGAUAGGAAUCUUUGCCAUGUUGGAUUUGGUUUUUUUAAUCUUUCAUCAUAAUUUUUAUUGUUUACGUAAUAUUUUUGACAGCUGAUCUGAUGACUGGCUUUCUGCAUGAACAUGUGUUUUCUGUAUAUCUCCUGGUUUUGUGGAUUUUAGUCCUGAUUUCUGUUAAAUGCUUAUUUUUGGACAUAAAUGAUGAGUGUGGAGCUCUAGCUGGAUGUUAGUUCUCUUGUUUUUGUCUGAUUUUUGUAUAAUCUGUGUCACACCUUCUCAUGUCAGUGUUUCAGAGCAAUAAAGCAACCUGCAGAAGUG